UGUAACUCCUCCUUCUCACCCAUGCCUCUGAUCUUUACAUCGCUAGUUAGUCACUAGUUAAUCACUAGACGCAGCUCUCGCGCAACAGGUUGUGAUGGAUCUGAAGGAUAAAGUGUGUGCAGUGACCGGAGCAGCUCAGGGUUUGGGCAGGAGCUUUGUCGAAAUACUCCUGAGAAACGGGGCAAAGGUGGCUUUAAUCGAUGUGAAUAAAUCGCUGGGAGAUGAAGUGAAGAGCACACUUGAUCAGGAGUAUGGACGAGACAGGACUGAGUUUUACACGGCCGACGUCUCAUCAGAGGAAGACUUUAAAGGAGUUUUGGAAAAAAUUGUUGAAACAUUUGGCCGCAUAGACAUUUUGUGCAACAAUGCAGGGAUCAUCAAUGAAAAGCACUGGGAAAAGACUAUAGCAAUCAACCUGGGUGGAGUGGUCAGAGGAACGUAUCUCGCUCUAGAACAUAUGAAGAAGGAAAACAGUGGCAAUGGAGGAGUCAUUGUCAACAUUUCAUCUAUGGCAGGUUUGGGGCCUUUGCCGAUGGCGCCCAUCUACACAGCAACUAAACACGGCGUGGUGGGAUUCAGUCGUGCCAUGGCAGCCGUUUCCAAGCUGGCUAACUACGGGGUGAGGAUCAACGUUCUCUGUCCGUGGUUUGUGAAGACCAGUCUUCUGUCCGUCAUGAGUUCAGAAGAGCAUAUUGGAAGUUUCUUUCCACUGAAGGGUAUCGCAGACACGAUGAUAGAGAACCGCGGCUGUGUGGAGGCUGAUGUUGUUGCCAAGGCCUUUCUUGUUCUUGUGAAAGAUGAGAGCAAGAAUGGAGACGUUCUGAUGAUUGAUCCCGAGGGGGCAGCUUUUGUUUCUUUCCCCGAACGAGGCAAAAACAUGCCAUCUACUCCGGUCAGUCUCGAGUAGCCAAUCAGCUUCGUUCUCAGCCGCAUCUGUGUUAGUGGACGGAUUUGAGUUUGGGAUUAAAGGUUUCAUCAGAGAUCUUUUAAAGAAAAUCCAACCAAACCCUGGAGAUCUCGACCAAAUCAAGACACGACGUCAACCUAAGAAUGGCUUCAUAUAAAGAUAAUUUUAACUAAAUCAGCCAGAGUAAAGAUUAGCGAAACAUCUCAGAUUUAUUCUUUGGUGCUGCUUCUGUAAUUAUUACAACCAUGAAUUUCAGCAUCUCUGUUAUUCAGAUCUGUUAUGGAGAAUGUUCCGAAUCCGGGAAAUCUGACAGUCAGUACAAGAGCCACAGAUCUGGCUGUUUGGGAAAUCUGAAAAUAGUUCUGUAAUUAUAGACGGAAACAUCACAUCCUUGGGCUCCACUGUACUGUAUGUUCAUGCAUUUCUACAUUUAUUGUGCAAAACUAUACCUUGAAAUAUUCUGAAUACGUGGUUUGCUUUCCAAAUUUGUUGAAAUAAAUAAGCUACAUGUUUGUGUUGAAAUUCAAUUACAAUAAAAUUUUGCACCUCAAUUGCAAAAGAAAAAAUGUAUUGUAGCGACUAGUGCUGUGCUCCCUAGAUGAGUUAGUAGAAGUAAACGAAACACAAUAUGUGACCCUGGAGCUUAAGUCGCUGGGGUAUAUUUGUAGCAAUAGCCAACA
Sinocyclocheilus rhinocerous is the source of this 1587-nucleotide messenger RNA. Its product is annotated as 15-hydroxyprostaglandin dehydrogenase [NAD(+)]-like. The transcript is spliced from 8 exons. Gene Ontology annotation, molecular function: oxidoreductase activity, acting on the CH-OH group of donors, NAD or NADP as acceptor. Lineage: Eukaryota; Metazoa; Chordata; Actinopteri; Cypriniformes; Cyprinidae. Bases 95 to 907 code for a protein of 270 amino acids. Gene Ontology annotation, cellular component: cytoplasm. The record is from RefSeq and is a predicted model, not a curated record.